Molecule: messenger RNA, 956 nt
Organism: Mus caroli (Ryukyu mouse)
Lineage: Eukaryota; Metazoa; Chordata; Mammalia; Rodentia; Muridae
Source: RefSeq, a predicted model, not a curated record
CCAAAGUCCAGGAAGAGAUUGACUGUGUGAUUGGUAGACACAGGAGCCCCUGCAUGCAGGACAGGCAUAGCAUGCCCUACACUGAUGCUGUGUUGCAUGAGAUCCAGAGAUACAUUGACCUCCUUCCCACCAGCCUUCCCCAUGCAGUGACCCGUGACGUGAAAUUCAGAGAUUAUCUCAUUCCCAAGGGUACCACUGUCAUAGCGUCACUGACUUCUGUGCUGUAUGAUGAUAAAGAAUUCCCCAACCCAGAGAGGUUUGAUCCUAGUAACUUUCUGGAUGAGAGUGGAAAGUUUAAGAAAAGUGACUACUUUUUUCCUUUCUCAACAGGAAAACGGAUUUGUGUGGGAGAGGGUCUGGCUCGAACAGAAUUAUUUUUAUUCUUGACCACCAUUUUACAGAACUUUAACUUGAAAUCUCCAGUUGAUCUGAAAGACCUUGAUACUACUCCAGUUGCCAAUGGAUUUGCUUCUGUGCCACCCAAGUUCCAGAUAUGCUUCAUUCCCGUCUAAAUGGAUUUCCCCUAAAGACUUUUCCUUGAGGGUAUAGCUCACCUCUUCUGUCAGGCAUGUCUCUCUGACCCUAUCACCAGAGUUCUGGGAUUCCAUAUAUAUCCCUGCACAAACUGAUCUAUGUCCUUCUUUAUUUAUAAGGCAAAUAGUGAUAAACUAAAAUAAUACAUCAAGAUGUUUCUUCAACAAAAUACACACAAAGAAAGCAUGACAUCUCUGACCUUCUAUCUCUUCAAGAUACAGAAAAUGCCUAUCUUCUAUUUAAGGCAAUUUUUAGGGUUACUGCAAAACAAGUCUGCAAUUCCCUAUGCUAUGCAAUGAUUUAUUGAUUUCAGCCCUGUUCUUAUCUGAUGGUGAAUUACUAACAUAUUAUUAUUUUAAAACUGAGAAAUAUGACAGUUUUUAAAGCACUGUGUGUUUUAAAUAAAAGUAUUAUAAUUCUGG